CCUUUGGGACAGUGGAAGAGGCACUGCAGGGUGGCUUUUAGAAGCUGCAAUGGGCUUCCUCCAGGUACACCUCCUGUUUUGGGUGCUGCUGCCUGUUUUUCUGAGAGCAUGGCCUCGCCAAAAGGAGACCCCCAAACUUCUGCCCUGCUGGAAGGUAAGGCACCUAGAAUCACAGAAUUGUAGAGUUGGAAGGGGACAGUCAUUCAGUCCAACCACUCAUUGGAGUUUUUUUAUACAGAGGUUGGGUCUGUAUAUAUUAGAAUCUUUCAAGAGGGCUGGGGACAUCUAUGGCCCUCCAGAUGUCCUUGGACUUCAGCCAGCAUGGCCAAUGGUCAAGACUGAUGGGAUUUGUAGUCACGGGUUCCCUAGGCUUGCUCUAACCUAUUGGACACACAGCCUUCUCAAGGGUGAGCUUUCACCUCUGUCAAAAUUAAAUCCCAAAAAUAUUGUACCAAAUUAGAUUUUGCCAUCAAUAUGUACUGAGUUUAUUGCAACCCGUCUGACAAUUAGCUGAUAUGGAAGAAAACAUAUUUUGGAAAAUGUAUGGAUUAACUGUAUAAAUAAUGAAUCUCAAUAAAGAAUAAUUUAAAACAAAAAAACACCAUUAUUAUUUUUUACAUUUACAAAGGGGUAUGAUGCCAUCUGUGAAUCAAUUUCAUUGAGCUUUCCCUAAGAAAGCUGGAAACAGAUUUUAUUCCAAUCCUCAGGGAAUAAUUUUUGUGCCGAUAUCCAGCUCCCGUAUCUUUUUACGGGGUUCCAUAGAUCUGUAAGUUAAAUUAAGCAAUAUGGAAUACAAUUUAGAAACUAAUCUUCCUCCACCCAUUGUGUUUAAUAAAUUUAUAAAUUGGGUCUCAGAGUUUGCGUUUUUAUGUUCUUUUGUAAUAAAACUAUGAAUUUGAUUAAAAGAAGCCAUUUUGACUCUCCCAAAGGGACCUCAAAUAUUUAUCUGCAGUGGGAAUUACAUUGUCCUAGUAGCAGGGCCAUUCCUUUGAAAUGGUAAAUAGAUUAGUUCCUAAAUCUCUUAUUUACUAGUUUACACCUAUUGACAGUUUGCUCAGCUUAACAGAAACUUGCCAGACUGGAUUUGCAGGAAGGGGGUAAGCCCCAUAGAUUCCAGACAGUUUUGUUAAUGGGAUUUGCAAGUGAAAAGACAAUUGGAAGGUUUUCCCCAUCCUCCUACUACAGAGACAUAUUUGAGGUCCCUUUGGGAGAGUCCAAAUGACUUCAAGGAUUGCUCUCCUGUACUAUUUCAGACAUGUGGUUUAUAUACUUAUGUAUGUUUGUUUACCUUGUGCAUUUAUGAACAUUUAUUCUAUAUUCGAGACCUUAGAAUUCUUAUAACAUUGGCUACUAGCCCUGAUGGCUAUGCUCUGCUUCUACAAUCAGAGGCAUCAGUGCAUCUGAACAUCAGUUGCUAGAAACCAGAGGAAGGGAGAAGACUGAAAUGUUGCUUUUUAUGUGUUAUUAUAUUUGUUAUUGUGUGGUUUUUCUAUGUUAUUAUGAAAAUGCUCUUUGCACUGUUUGAUUUUGAAGCACUUUCCUAUUAGCUUUGUUAUAAGUCACUUUGAGUUUGAUUUUUUGGGGGGUGGAAAAGGGGCAUAAAAAUGAAAUGAAUGAAUGAAUGAAGGAGCUCUUGUGCUUGGGUUCUGCUUACUGGUUUGCCUUUGGGACAUCUGAUUGGUCCUUGUAACUACAGGAUGGUGCACUAGUUGGACCGUUGGCCUGAUUCAGCAGACUCUUCUGAUGCUCUUCUGGAACUUCCAGGUCCAGAGGUAUUUGACCACUGUGAAAACAGGAUGCUGGACUAGAUGGAUCACUGGCCUGAUCCAGCAGGGCUAUUCUUAUGUUCUCAUGUUUGUCUGACUUCCUUUUUCUUACUCCUCCUCUCUCCAGACCUGGAUUUCUGUCUCUUGCAGAGGCAGAGGCUUGACCACGUUUCCACAAGGACUCAGCUAUGAAAUCAAGCGGAUUGACCUCUCCCACAAUGCCAUCUCAAACCUGACAGACCAUGACACAUCUGCUUUGGAACAGCUGGAGCAGCUGGACCUGUCAUACAACCACCUGCGCUCACUGUCCGGGGGAGCCCUGGGGCACCUUGCCCAUCUUCGCUCCCUGAUUCUGGCCGGGAACCAACUCCACCAAGACCAUUUCUCCAAUGGAAACGCCUUCCUGUCAUUGGUGAGCCUGGCAGCCCUUGAUGUCUCAGCCAACGGCUUAGACAACCAGAUGGUGGCCUCAUACCUCCACCACCUCCCAGCUCUGGAGUGGCUAGACCUGUCGGAGAACCACUUGACCUGUCUGGCAAAUGGCAUCUUCCAGGGGGUGCCCAGGCUGAGGGAACUGCACUUGAGGCGCAACUCCCUUGUUCAGAUCGAGGAAGGGGCCUUGUCCCAGCUCAGGGCCCUGGAGGUCCUCGACUUGUCCAUGAAUUCCCUCCACUGCAUCACAGGCUUCGGCCUAGCCCAGCUGCGAGUCCUGAACCUUAGCUACAAUGCACUGGAGUCCUUUGACGGGGCAGGAGAAGAGGCCCCUUGCCGCCUCCAUGCCUUGGACCUGAGCCACAACCGGCUGAAUGCCCUCCCGCUGCUCCCCAGGAGGAACCAGCUUCGGUACCUCAACCUCUCCCACAACGCCAUCACCACAGGGGCUAACAAGAGCCAGAACGUCACGCCUCAGAAUGUCUCUCAGAGCUUUGCAAAACUGAUGGACCUGAAUCUCAGCAGCAACCGCCUGGGAUCAUUCCCAGUUGCGCUUCUUCGUGGUUUGACUUCCCUUCGGACUCUAAGCCUGGCGAGGAAUUGCCUCAGUGACAUUGCCGUGGAGCUGCCCACGAAUCACAGUUCACCAGGUCCCAUUGCCGACAGGGCAUGGCAAAAACAAACCUCACUGUCUCUACGGAUGCUGGACCUCCAAGGGAACUCCAUCAGCCACUUGCCGCCACAUUUUUUCGACCUGCUUCCUGACCUGGAGGUGAUGGACCUUGGCCUCAACCGCAUCCAGCUCUGUCGAGCAAGGAACUCCUCCAAGGGAGAGUGCCUCCAUGCCAAAACAGAGGACUGUACUGCCUUCCACUGCCUUCCACAGCUCAGGCACCUCAGCUUACGCGGGAACAACCUCGGGCUGGUGCAUGAAUGCCUCUUCCACCGAACGCCCUUGGCCUCCCUGGAUCUGUCAGAGAACCAGGGCCUGGUCCUGCCCAGUUAUGCUUUGGAGGGUCUGGAAGCAUCUUUGCAGGAGCUCUCUUUGAGAGGGAACCGAAUGAAGACCGCCAGCCUGAAUUUCCCUUGCCUGGUUUCCCUGAGCAUCCUGGACAUGUCAGGGAAUGACCUGAGUGCCAUCCCUCCCAGCUUGCUUUGCUCCCCGCUGGAGAAGCUGGACAUCCAAGGAAACCAGCUGGAGAGCAUAGAAGAAGCCGCAGCAAAGCAGCUAAGAAGGAGCCUCCGGGCUUUGUCUGUGGCUGGAAACCCCUUCAGCUGCUGCGAGCGAAAGUGGCUGCAAAUCCUGGGCACUUCCGUGCUGGACUUGGGUGAGACGCUGUGUUAUUACCGCAACGGGGAGGAAAGCUUCACAACUCAAAUCAGUGGUGAACAGGCUGGGCAGCUUUGCCCUCGCAAUGCGUACAAGGUCUAUCUGGCUGUAACAGCAUUUUUGGUGUGCACUGUGGGCCUCCUUUGUGCCAGUGUGCGCUGGUUCCUGAAAAGGGCUAAGACCUGCAUGCUACUCUGUCUGAGCUCCCUAAGAAACAAAGUGGAGCCUGCUCCAUCUCCAAGCAAGGAAGCCGACUCUACAAUUUUAUAAUCUUUUUAAAUAUUCAUCCUGCCCUUGUAAAUGGCCUGUAGGAUUUCUGCCUCUGCUUUCCCCUCUGGAGUGAGCAGUUGCUGUUUAUUACACAACCAACUUUACAUCUUUGCAAGCAGCAAAAUUAAUUUUUUUAAAUUAAAUUAAAAAUUAAAUUAAAUUAAAAAAUACUUCAUGCUUCUGAAAACAUUUACAGAAUAUCAAAUAUGCUCAUGGCCAUAAUUUCAAAGUAGCCAAGGAUGGUACAUUUCAGCCAUAAAAUACCUGGGUAAGAUGUAAUGAGCUGUGAGGUAGAGAAGGUUUCUGGUAAGAGGGGAUAAAAGAAAAGGAGGGAAAAGGCAAAUCUGAAUUGAGGCAGGUAAGUGUAAAGUGAUGCACAUUGGGACAAUCUCCUCCCUCUCCUUAUUUGCAACUCCUGCAUUACAGGGGAUUGGACUAAAAAUGCCUCUUGUGGGUUCCUUACAUCUCUUUAUGCAUCAUCCAUCAGCAAUAGCCUUCUGCAAACAUCCCUGAGUUUGCAGUUCUGUUGUUGGCAUGCUGAGAGUGGGGGAUCCCAAACCUUUCCUCUUCUCCCGCAACUCCAGGGAAAGGCUGCUGGCUGCCUCUAUUUAUAGCACUGUUUAUGUAGCUUCUAGAUAGGAGCUAGAGAGGAAGUUGUAGUGCAGGUUCUCAGAGGGUGUUUCUUGCAUAGCAAAGAGAAGCAGAAUCCUGGGUGCUCCAAUAAAGAAGGGGGAAAGGGAACAAUGCUCAGGGAAGUCCAAUGGAGCCCUGUUUAGAAAGGACUUCAAGGCGGAGGGAGGAGGCGGUCCUUCCUAGCUUUGGCAUCCCAUCUUUGCCCACCACUGGACCCAACGUAGCAGCAGCAGCAGCAGAGAGGAAGGAGGCCAGGUGGCCACCCAGUCAGACCUUGGCCCAAGUCAUGCCACCACCUAGUUUUAUUCUGUUUUGAGGCAAGUAAAGAAAUGUACACUUACUCCCUGGGAGGAGCUAACUAUAGGAAGAUCCAAGGCAGGUAAAAUAAAGCACUUCUUAGCAAAUCUAUGGAAAUCUUUCCCACAGGAGGUAGUAAGAGCCACCAACUUGGACGGCUUUAAAACAGGAUUGGACACAUUCAUGGAGGAAGAGACAGUUAUUGAUGGCUUUUAGCCAUGAUGGCUAUGUUCUGCCUCCACAGUUGAAGGUAUUCAUGCUUCUGAAUACCAGUUUCUGGAAACUGUGGGUGGUGUGUGUGUGCUCUUGCUCUCAGGGCUUGCUUGCGGGUUUCCCAUUUCAGCAUCUAGUUGGCCACUGUGAGGGAAGGAUGCUGGACUCAGUAGGCCAGUGGCUUGAUCCAUCAGGCUCUUCUUACACUCCUAAGGAACAUCCAUGUCCAGGGGCAGUCUGUCUAGCUUCCUAGUCUCUUAGGGGCAUUUGGUCCCUGUGAGAACAGGAUGCUGGAUUCGGAUGGGCCAUUGGCAUGAUCAAGCUAGGCUCUUCUCAUGAUCUUUAGGCCUUUGGCAUCCCUCAACCCACCCAGAUUGAGCAGACCAUUGUUUCCUCUCUGAGGAAACUGGUAGCCCUUGGGCAACAAAACUGUGGGUGGCCCAAUGGGAUGGUCUGGGCCAGUCCCGACCCCCUCCCGACCUCAGGAACAUACAAUGGGCCCCCAGGCUCUCAUCUAAACGAUCUAAGCUCCCUGGGGUCCUUGAGGGCCAGUCACUGCCUCUCAGCAUAAUCUUAUCUCACAGGGUUGUUGCUAUUGUGGGGAUUUAUUUAUCACAUGCAUAUCUCACCUUUUCUUUCAAGCUCAAGCUGGAUUACAUGCUGUGAGGAAGGUUAGGUUGAGAUGCAUUGAGAGACCCCCACAGUCUCCCAGUGUUUCUUGGCUGAGCAAGGACACUUGAACUCCACACAACAACCCUGUCUAGUAGAUUAGGCAGAGUCAGUGACUGAUCCCAAAGGUCACCUGGUGAGCUUUAUGGCUGAGUGGGGAUUCGAACCCUGGUCUCUUCAAGGUCAUAGUCCAACACUCUUUAACCGUUACACCACCCUGGCUCUCAGUGAGGAGGGAGAGAACAAAGGAUUCUUGGGAGGAAAAUGCUGGGAUACAAAUGCAAUCAACAGAUGUGCCAUCCUAGAGUGCAGGUAGCCACUGGUGGAAGAUCUGUCUGCCUGGCCAAAGUCCAAAGAUGUUCUUCUAGAGCUGAAGGUUGUGGUGGUGGGGAAAGCUGCACCCCUUCUGAGUUGAAUUACUUUUUAUUAUCUUUUAGGUGUUUUUAGUUUUCUGUAUUUUAACUGUGCCAUUUUCUCUUGAGUCCCAGUCUGGGAAAAAGGCAAGAUAUAAAUAAAUGUAAUAAUAAUUGUAAUUGGCAGCUGAAGCAACAACAGCAGAUAUGUUCCAAUGUCUAAGACAAUAGUCUCCUGCUAAUUAUGCUUCUAAAUACAUAUUCUACAUUUGACCCCCUUUAGAACAGCUUUACUUUGAAAUGUUUGCUUUUUUUUGUUAAUUUUGCUGUGUUAAAUGUGCAUUCUAUACUUGACCUUUGUGUCUUAUGUCCUACAAUGGUACCUCGGGUUAAGUACUUAAUUCGUUCCGGAGGUCUGUUCUUAACCUGAAGCAUCACUUUAGCUAAUGGGCCCUCCUGCUGCCGCUGCUCCGCUAGAGCAUUUUUUCUGUUCUCAUCCUGAAGCAAAGUUCUUAACCUGAGGUUCUAUUUCUGGGUUAGCGGAGUCUGUAACCUGAAGCGUCUGUAACUCGAGGUACCACUGUAUUUUGAAACCUUUAACCUAAGAUUAUAUUUUCUUCUUAGUUUUGAAUGUAUAUUUUAUCUUUUUCUGUGAUGUUUUAUUUUGGAAUAUUUUACUGGAUGUUUGAAUGUAGCUUGCAAACCACCAAGAGAUUAUUUUGCUUAAAAUCAUAAAGCAGUCUAGGAAAUAAAUAAAAAUAAUGCAGGGAUGGUUUUUGUUGCGAUUUCUGCAUUGCAGACUAAGUGUUCCUUGGGGGUUCGUUCCAAAUCCACAGUUCUAUGAUUCUAAUGAAUCCAAUGGCUCUACAAACCUGAUGAGCUGACUGAAAAGUUUUACAUUGAAAAAUGCUUCUUCCGCCAGGCAUUUAAGGAUAAAAUUAUUUGUAGGAGUUGUCAUGAAGGGUCUGGUGCUUCCUGAAACUCAUUUCAUGAAGAGGAAUAGAAUAAAAUGGUGUGAGGAUGGACUGAAGAGACUCAGAAAGCCUGUGAGGAAAAUUCUGUCGCCACAGACAACAAAUUUGCAAAUUGUACCAUAGAUUAAGAGUCUUACACCAAGGUGGUGCAUGGAAGGGACACAGGUUUAUGUCAUGCUUGGAAAGGAGGAUAUCUACACUGGGGGUGGGCUCCAAACCAAUGGAUUCAAAACUGCUUUUAAAGAUAGGUCAGAUAGCCAUCUGUCAGGGCUUCUUCAGCUGUGGUUCCUGCAUUGCAGGGUGUUGGACUGAAUCUUGGGGACAGGCCCUUUCAACUACGGGAUCAGUGAAGGCAAGUCAGCAUGGAUCCCACUGGUCUGCCAUCUGUUUCAAGGUUUUAGGAUUAUAGAAGCGUUAACUCCAUACAAGUGAUGGGCAGAUUCUCUAGCUGGGAUUCCUGCAUCGCAGUGGGGUUAGACUAAAUGAAUUUUGGGGGUUACAUCCAACCCUACAAUUCUGAUCUUUGACUCACUGGAGGUUUGUCAGCAGAUGACGGAUGGCCACCUGUCAAAGAUUAUUGAACUGUGGUUCUUGCCUUGCCGGGAGUUCAAACAUCUAAAGGGCUGUCACAUGGAAGAUAAACCAAUGGCUUCAAGUGACAACAAAGGAGACAAAAACCUUAGGAUGAACUUUCUGAUGGUAAGCGCUGCUCGACCGUGGAACGGACUCCAUCAAAAGGAGGUGAACUCUCCUUCAUUGGAGGUUUUUAAACUGAGAUUGGAUGGUCACCUGUUGCGUCCACUGCUACAAUCUAGUGGUUUCCGCAUUGUAGUGGGCUGGAUGAGAUACCUUCCAACUCUACGUUUCUAUGAUUUCCCCACACUCCGACUGAAGGCCUGACCAUUCCAAACACAGCAUCCAAAAUCAGGUUGGAAAAAGUUUUAUUUGCAAUGGAAAAUAUUGACAAUUCACGUAAACUUACAUCCCUGUCUAUGUACAUUAUGUAUAUUCUAUAUACAGACCAUACAGUGGAGAACAUGCCUGCCUGGCCAUUUCCCCUGUGCCCGUGGACCCUUCUGGCCACCCUAAGCUGCAUUGGGGAGCUGAACCACCACUCUACCAGCAUGGUCAAAACCCGAGGAAUUUGCAGGGGAGGAACAAUUUUUCAUUAAUCUAUGGAAUUCCCUCCCGCAGGAGGCAGUGAUGGCCAACAACUUGGAUGGCAUUUACAAGAGGACUGGACAAAUUUGUAGAGCAGGAGGGGGCUAUCAACGGCUACUAACAACUGUGGUUAUGUUCCACCUCCACAUCUGGAGGCAGCAGUGUUUCUUAAUGUCACUUGCUGGGAUGGUGGAGGUCCUUCUGAGUGGGCGACAACUUUCGAGCACCAGAGUUAGAAUUAAAAAUAUUUCCCCACAAAUUGGGUAAAAGGUAAGCAUCAAACACAUGUGCAAUUUUUUUCUGGGAUCCUUACCAAUUGCAGCCUGUUCAAUAUCUGACUAUAUCUGAACAUGAAAAAGGUGUUCAGCAACUUCCUACUGAAGUACUGGCUUCUCUGUUUGUUUCCCCAGCUUAGGGUUGGUGAUGCUGACACAAGUCUGCCUGCUUAGCCUGCAAAGGUCUGCAUUCCCUCUUAAACUCAACUCAGGGAGGGCAGUGAAUGGACUUAGGGGGCAGUGAACUGACUUAGGGACAAGUUACUGAGCACAGGGCACCUGAAUAUUCCACGACAAUUGGCACAGAUGGGCCAUGGAUCACAUGGCUCUAUAUCCAGGAGUCUCAUUUUAAGAUCCAACGUUUGCUUGUCAAAGAGAACUGAGUGAUAUGAUCCCACCCCAGCCUCAGUUUUUCCUAGUGAAUGCUAGGGGAUCUCCUUUUCCCUAAUGCAAAACCCAGAGGGGACCCCCUUUUUAUGCCCUUCCUUCCUGCUGCCGCACCAAUGAAUAAAUAUCCCUUGUCCGUUCUCCCUGUCCAAGUCCCCUCUAGGAUGCUGGAGCAUCUCCCAGCCGUAUGGCCCCAAAGAAGGUGGUGUGCUUGCUCAUGUUGAUGGAGAUGUCUGCGUGGACCAUCUUCACGGCGAUUUUCUGCCGGGCUUUCAGGAGGCAAACCCCGGCUGUGUAGCAGGUGUUGAAGUUGGUCUUGCCCGUCUCGAGGCUCCGCGUGCACUGCAGGAAGGGCCUCUCGUCCACCACCACCUCGUAGCUGGCAAAGUCCGUGAAGUUGAUAUAAUAUACCUAGACAGGGGGGAAAGGGCAUUAUUUUAAGAAGGCAAGGGGGCCAGGCUACAUGACCCCUGGUGUGCCUUCCAACUCUACAAUUCUACCUCUGUUUCUAAGGGCAACUGAAAUGCCCAAGUGACCUUCAACCAGCACAUUCCUUGUUCAAACAAAUGAGGAGCCCUAGAGUAUUUCAUAAGAACAUAAGAUUAGCCUGCUGAAUCAGGCCCAUGGCUCCUCUAGCCUAACAUCCUGUUUUCAUAGAGGCUGAACAGUUCCUUGUGGGAAGCAGGACAAGAACACAAGAGCAAUACUGCCCCUUCUGCGGUUUCCAGCAACUGGUGUUCAGAAGCACUGCAAUAGCAUAGCCCAGCAAUUGUGGCUUGUAGGCAUCAAAAGUCCUCCAAGCUUCCAUGAAUCUGCCUAAUCCUCUUUUAAAGCCAAGUUGGUGGCCAUCAACUGCUUCCUGUGGGGUGUGAAUGUCACAGUUUAACUAUAAACUGUGCCAAAAAGGUACUUUUAAAAACCUGUUCUAAACCUUCCAACAUUCAGAUUCAUUGGAUGUCCAUGAGUUUCCAGUGUUAGGAGAGUGGGAGAAAAGCUUUUCUCCUUGCACUUUAUCCAUGCUAGGCAUCAUUUAUAAACUCCUAUAAUGGUUGCCUCUUACUCACUGUUUCUCCAAACUAAUAAGCCGCAAACAACUGCAACUUUUCCUCACAAGAGAAUUGCUCUACCCUCUUGAUCAUUUCCUUUGUAUUGCCCUACAUCGUGGCAAGAGGAGCAAGAAUGGCUGGGGGUCUUGCACCGUUGUGAUAAAGCACGAAAACGUUUAGAAAGCCAGCCAUAAAAAGAAUGCCUCGGCAAGCAUCGCUACCUCUCCCCUUUCAGAAAAAGCAAGAGGGUCUGAUCUGACUUCCGCUUGCAGAAGGGAAGCAACUGUUUUAAAACUCUAGGAAGGAUGCAAGAACAUGACAGGCAGAAGCUAGCAGAUGUUGGAGGGUAAUGCCUGAUAGCCGUCUUCCAACAUCCCUGGAAGGUGGAGCCAGCUUUUUUCCUGCUGCUCCGGAGGAGAAGACCCAAACCAAUGGAGUCAAAUGACAAAAUCUUAUGAAGAACUUUCUGAAGGUAAGAGCUGUUUGAGAGUGGAAUAAAUGACCAUGGAAGGUGCUGGACUCUCCCUCAUGGGAGGUUUUUUAAACAAAGGUUGGAUUGCCAUUGGUGAUUCCUGCACUGCAGGGGGUUGGACUAGAUGUCCUCUGGGGGUUCCUUCCAACCCUACAAUGCUUUGAGACCUGUCCUUGUACGCAAGCAACUGGAUUGAAAACAAAGCACCUCCUUCUGUCACGGUAUUCUCUCUCUGCCACCCUAUUUUGGGAAUAGGAACAGAAGGCCUUUUCCAGCGGGAUAGCAGCAUGGAAGCAACAUGUCCCAGACUGGGAGGAAAAGGAUUUGGUUAAUUGGCCGAAAACCUUUUCGAAAAGUAUUUCAUAAUCUAAAAGCAUCUAAAGGGCAGAGCUUGAAUGACCAUUAAAAGAACUGUACUCCCCAGGGUCAUCUAAUUCACCCCCUGUAAUGAGGAAACAACAGCUAACGUACUGCAUAGUGUCUAUGCAAAUGUCUGGCUCGUCCAAGACUACACAGAGUCUUUAUUCUUGCUAGUGAUGGAACUCAGAGAUGGAGAAUACUUUUUAUGUUUUAGAAAGCUUUAUUACUUGUAAAUUGGAUCUUUGCAUGAGUGAUACUUUACUAUCCCUUCAGAGCUGCGUUGGAUACUUCUGUCCUUCCGGGCUGUGGUGCUUUAAAAUGUUCCAUUCUUGUUUUAAGAAAACAAAAAUGUUCCAUUCUUGUAUUAAUUCUUUUUGUUAUGUUUGCACCUUUUUUUCUUAACAAGCCAACAAAGUAUUAUUUUAAUUUUUUUUUAAAAGGAUGUUAACAUUUCUUUAUCUAUCAAAUUUAUAUCCCAUCUUUUUCUCCAAGGAGAUCAAAGUGGCGUACACGGUGUAUUCUUCAUUAAAUCCCCCACAACAACCCUGAGAGGUAGGUGAGGCUGAGACUGGCCCCGCAAGGUCACCACUGAGUGAGCACCUUCGGCUGCAUGGGUAAAGAGCACUAGGACCCAGGAGAGAAAAGGGUUCAUAUCCCCCAAUUGCCUAUUAAGUUCACUGGGUAAGACCUUGGGUGCCAGUCACUCUCAGUCCAACCUGCCUUUGCAGGGUUGUUGUGAUGAUAAAAUGGGGAAAUAUAUGCAUGCCACCUUGAGACCCCUGGAGGAAAGGUAGAAUAGAAAUAGAUUUAAAAAGUAAGUAAUAAAGACACAUUCUGCUUGCUCCAAAGCCGCCCCCGCCCCGGACGACCCAGGCGGUUUGCAUUUCAGAGGUACCAUACUCAGACCGUACUCACUUCUACCUGACUAUAGACGAAGUAGGUGCCGUCCACCAGCACCUCCAGCUCCCCGCUACGGGCAUGCAGCUUGAAGACACGGGGGUUCAGGGCGAGGCGGGACCAGUCGUUGAGGACUCCCCCUGAAAGAUCUCAGUAUGAGAAAAUGGCAGUCACUCAGUACCCGUUGGGAUGAGGAGAGACAAAAUACCAGAGCAACGUGAACACAGGCAACAGCCGCUUGGCAGGCAAGCGGAUGGGGGCUUGGAAGGAAGAGGUUUUUAACCGGGGUCGGGGGGCCACCUGUUAGGAAUACUUUAGAUGCAUUGCAGGGGGUUGGACUGGAAGACCCUUGGGGCUCCUUCCAACAUCACAAUUCUAUGCUUCAUUGGAGGUUUUUAAAUAGCUUGGGUGGCCAUCUGUCGGGUUUUCUUGAGCUGUGACUCCUGAACUUGCAGAGAGUUGGACUAGAUGACCCUGUGGGUCCCUUCCAACUCUACAAUUCUGAUUCAUUGGAGGCUUUUAAGCAGAAGGUGGUUAAUGACCUGUCUGGAGAUUCUCUAGCUGGGAUACCUACGUUUGCAGUGGGUUGGACUGGAUGACCCUUGGUGGUUCCUUCCAACCCUAUGAUUCCAUCAUUCACAUGAUGUUUUUAAGGGAUUUUUCAGCUGUGAGGCCUGCCUUGCAGGGGGUGAAACUAGAUGACCCCUGGGAUCCCUUCCAACUCUACAAUACUAGGAUGCUAUGGCCACGUGGGAUGGGCCU
Podarcis lilfordi (Lilford's wall lizard) is the source of this 12297-nucleotide messenger RNA. Lineage: Eukaryota; Metazoa; Chordata; Lepidosauria; Squamata; Lacertidae. The record is from the annotation of a GenBank genome assembly.